CUCUGAAAGCACCACGCAGGUCCCUGAAAGCACCACACAGAUCUCUGAAAGAACCAUGCAGGUUCCUGAAAGCACUAUGCAGGUCCCUGAAAGCACCAUACAGGUCCCUGAAAGCAUCAUGCAGGUCCCUGAAAGCACCAUACAGGUCCCUGAAAGCACCAUACAGGUCUUUGAAAGCACCAUGCAGAUCUCUGAAAGCACCACGCAGGUCCCUGAAAGCACCAUGCAGAUCUCUGAAAGCACCAUACAGGUCCCUGAAAGCACCAUACAGGUCCCUGAAAGCACCAUGCAGAUCUCUGAAAGCACCAUACAGGUCCCUGAAAGCACCACGCAGAUCUCUGAAAGCACCAUGCAGAUCCCUGAAGGCACCAUACAGGUCCCUGAAAGCACCAUGCAGAUCUCUGAAAGCACCAUUCAGGUCCCUGAAAGCACCAUAUGAGUAACUGGAAGUCCCAGAAGAGUAAUUUCUCUGAAAUGAGCUUAUAAGCUCCAGAAAGUGUCCUGGAGGUUCUACUAAGUAAAGCAGAACAAUAAUUUACCCAGUAAGCGGGGCGGUAACAUGAUCAGCUCCAGACGGUACCCUGUCAGUAAGUCAGUAAUGGGAGGAACCCGCCUACAGCUGGUCCCUUAAAACAGCACAGCUUAAACCCAACAGAACGGUUCUUGAACUGCUUUAAUUUAGCCCGUUUUAAACGACUAAAUCACAGAUAUUUUCAUAUAAAACCUCCAUCAUCUUCUAGUCUGAUUAGCAUUUUUGCCUAUUUGGGUUUCAAACAGCGAGCUGCAGUAAUUGGCGGUAAUCAGCAGGUGAUGUAACGACGCUAGCAUCUCAUCACAGAACACAGUGACCCGUUCCCCUCGGUGAAGGCAGAACCGGGCUCGGGUUUGAU
Molecule: messenger RNA, 890 nt
Organism: Fundulus heteroclitus (mummichog)
Lineage: Eukaryota; Metazoa; Chordata; Actinopteri; Cyprinodontiformes; Fundulidae
Product: thioredoxin domain-containing protein 2-like
Exons: 2
Coding region: 56-439 (127 amino acids)
Source: RefSeq, a predicted model, not a curated record